AAGGGUAAGAAAGAAAGAGAAGGAGACGGCGAGUUGAGUUUUUUGAAGUGUGGGAGAGAGUCCGAACAAACCUAAGAAACCCAACGUUGGAGAAAGUGAUUCUGGUAUUCUAGAUUCUGGUUUUCUUUUGUUCUGUUAUACGCACAAAACAACAACAGCCUCAGAAACAGAAACCGCAAUGUCGAACGCUAACUUGGAAGAUGUUCCCUCUCUGGAUCUCAUGACUGAGCUCCUUCGUCGCUUCAAGUGUUCCUCCAAACCUGACAAGCGCCUUAUUCUCAUUGGCCCACCUGGAUCUGGUAAAGGUACCCAGUCACCAAUCAUAAAGGAUGAGUACUGCUUAUGCCACUUAGCUACUGGUGAUAUGCUAAGAGCCGCUGUAGCUGCCAAGACCCCUCUUGGUGUCAAGGCUAAAGAAGCUAUGGAUAAGGGAGAACUUGUUUCUGAUGACUUGGUUGUUGGGAUUAUAGAUGAAGCAAUGAAAAAACCAUCAUGUCAGAAAGGUUUCAUUCUUGAUGGUUUCCCAAGAACUGUGGUUCAAGCACAGAAGCUUGAUGAGAUGCUGGAUAAACAGGGAGUGAAAGUUGAUAAGGUGCUCAAUUUUGCAAUUGACGAUGCCGUUCUUGAGGAGCGAAUUACUGGUCGCUGGAUACACCCAUCCAGUGGCAGAACAUACCACACAAAAUUUGCCCCUCCUAAGGUUGCUGGGGCUGAUGAUGUUACUGGCGAACCACUUAUCCAGCGUAAGGAUGACACUGCAGCUGUUCUGAAGUCAAGACUGGAGGCAUUUCAUAGGCAAACUGAGCCCGUUAUUGAUUACUAUUCGAAGAAGGGCAUAGUUGCUAAUCUUCAUGCUGAGAAACCUCCCAAAGAGGUGACAGUUGAAGUAGAGAAAGUGCUGUCUUAAAUAGAAUUCAUCCAUGGAUCCUCGGGCUCGAACUGCAAGUGUUCCUUUUUUUUUUAGGAAAACUUAA
Molecule: messenger RNA, 974 nt
Organism: Vigna umbellata (rice bean)
Lineage: Eukaryota; Viridiplantae; Streptophyta; Magnoliopsida; Fabales; Fabaceae
Gene: ADK1
Product: adenylate kinase 1
Biological process (GO): nucleobase-containing compound metabolic process
Molecular function (GO): ATP binding; AMP kinase activity
Source: RefSeq, a predicted model, not a curated record